Messenger RNA from Hyposmocoma kahamanoa, 2780 nucleotides. It is a transcript of the gene Pisd, whose product is annotated as phosphatidylserine decarboxylase proenzyme, mitochondrial. Lineage: Eukaryota; Metazoa; Arthropoda; Insecta; Lepidoptera; Cosmopterigidae. Bases 112 to 1251 code for a protein of 379 amino acids. Gene Ontology annotation, cellular component: mitochondrion. Gene Ontology annotation, biological process: phosphatidylethanolamine biosynthetic process. Gene Ontology annotation, molecular function: phosphatidylserine decarboxylase activity. The transcript has a single exon. The record is from RefSeq and is a predicted model, not a curated record.
UUGUGAAUGCGAUUGAACGUACGUUUUUGUAUGCAAUUAAAAUCAUUUAACGAAAAUAAAAUUUGAUCAGUAUUUUAUUUUUACGCUGGACGGGAAGUGGCAACGCUCAAUAUGUUCCCACCGACGCGAAUACGCAGUUGUCUUCCUGUCAUCAGCCCGAUGUUCAAACAACGACUAAGACCGCACAGGCCAUUUAGGCAGACAUCUACGCUUCAUCAGAAUCAAACAAAGGCGGCGUUACCGAGGAAUAAAUGGAUGAAUCUACGCGCUAUUAUCACGCGCUGGGUGCCACUUGGCAGUGUAAUGUACGUCGGUUGGUGUUAUAUUCGUGCAAGCAUAGACUAUGAAAUAUCGAAGAUAGAAAUUCGAUUUUACGAAAUGUUCCCUUUUCGAGUAACGAGCAGAAUUUGGGGGAAGAUAGCGGCGUGCGAGCUUCCUACGUCGAUAAGAAGUUACGUUUACGGUACGUACAUUCGACUUUUUAACGUAAAUUUGAACGACGCCGCGGUCACUGAUUUAUCUUAUUAUAAAAGCCUUUCCGCGUUCUUCACGAGACCUUUGCGUGAAGGUGCGAGGUAUAUAUCACCUGCAUUAUGCGUAUCUCCUUGCGAUGGAGUAGUUUUGAACUGCGGUCCAGCCGAUACCGACAAAAUUGAACAAGUAAAGGGAGUUACAUACAGCCUAGAAGAAUUUAUAGGCGAUAAUAAAUGGGCAGAGAAAAAGGAACCUAAUUACUACAAUUCUUUGCUUAAAAACAAGGACAAUAUAUUACAUCAGUGUAUAAUUUACCUAGCUCCUGGGGAUUACCACAGAUUUCAUUCACCGUGUGACUGGAUUGCCACAUUCCGGAGACAUUUCUCUGGUAAACUACUCUCGGUAAACCCGUGGAUGGCUAGAAUAAUACCAGGCUUGUUUACAAUGAAUGAGAGAGCAGUGUACAUCGGCGAAUGGAAACACGGAUUCUUCAGCAUGACUGCUGUCGGAGCUACUAAUGUUGGAUCUAUAGAAAUUUACAAAGAUCCUGAUUUACGAACGAAUACUAAAGGAAAUAGGCAUCGUAUAGACGAAUCAGAAACUCAUAUAUCAUUUAAAAAAGGUGAACUAUUUGGCCAGUUUAACAUGGGUAGUACAAUAAUACUGUUAUUUGAAGCACCAAAAGAUUUUGAGUUUGACUUGUGUUCAGGCGACAGGGUUUUAGUUGGCCAGGCAUUAACAACUAUGAAGAAACAGGAGAAGCAGCAGAGUAGAUGACUGCUUUCAGAUGUUUUACAAUUCACCCAAGCCGCGUUAGUAUUUUAUAUUGUUAUAGCUUUACUGUAACACUGACGUUGCAGCCAUCGAAUAUAUUUACAAUUUUUUUUAUACUUGAAGAUUCAAAGUGUUGAGAUCUCUUAUAGAACUAAUAUGUUUAUGUGAAAGUACUUGCGACAUUAUAUUGUUCUUCUCCUUGUUAACUGCUUUUUGUGUCUGUCAUUUUUGUCAUAACGGAACAAAACAUGAUUUUACUGACUUUUUUAAGCAAGCAUUCUCUAUUUAUCUUCAAAUAACUAACCCAUAUACAAAUAUAAUGCAAUGAUAAAAUGACUUUGAAGCCAGCUGUAGCUACGUACCAUCGGCUAAAUUUGUUAACCUCAUGUUUUUAGACUAAAUCCCUUUUUUACGGACAAUAUCCGGCAAUUAAAGUUUAAAACAUAAUUUCUAGACCCUUUUUAGUUAUAAAAUAAAGGUAUAAUUAUAAAUUCUUAUUUAUUGGCAGUAUUCUUUUAAGAUUUUGCCAGUAUCAAGUCUUAUUGGUUCCCGUGGGUUCUGCUAUUAAACAUUUUGUGGGAAUCAUAAAUUAUUGUAUAAUUAUUUUUAGUUAUUCCAGUUUUUGCCUACUCAAUAGUUGACAUUAAUGAAGGUACAAGGUUUAUGAAUUUUGCUGACGAUAUGUGAAAUUUUAAUCCAAACAUACGUUAAAAAGUUUGCUAACGCUAACAAUAGCAAUUAAUAAGGAGAAGAUCAAAAUAAGCAGUUAACUGCAAGGCGGCUUAUUUCCCAGUAGAAUUAAUACAGGGUUUUUUUUAGUUUAAAACAGAUAUAAUGCUUGCAAUGUUCAAAUACCGUUCACGAUGUUUAGUUAAUUAUAUUAAAACUAUUCAUGCCUUUUUAAGAUCGAUCUUCAUGGAGCCGUUUCCACCCCGGCUCAAGGUAAAUAUUAUUUUCGUUUUGAUAAAGUGUCCAUACUGGCAAACCAUUUUAUUCCGCUGAAAGUAUGUGAAGCUAUCGAGAUUGCUCGUCAUUCGAAUUUUAAUCGUGAUAGUGGUUGAUCGGUAUACUCCGCCUGGAAAACAAUAUUAGGUACCGUGUGAGUGGUUAGUAUAGAUGAGAUUUUAGAAUGUGACGUUAAUGUAGUAUGCAAUACUGCAUAUAAGUAAUGAUGAAAACGAAGGUAGUUGCUCGCCGCCACCGCUUGCACCCGCAUCACCUGUACUGAGUGACUGAGCUAUCCGGGCUUUGGCAUGCAGUAUUCGUCGUGUCGUCGCCACGGAAGCUAAUUAUUAAGGACCAUGGAGUGGUUCAAAACAUGAGCAAAAAUUCGACUUAAAUUAUCCGUUAUUUCAGUUAAUAUGUCGGAGUUUCUCAGUAGUUUUCAAUUUAAGGAAUUUAGGAGUGCAUAUGGGUUAUGAAACCAGGCAGCUGCUAAUUCCACUUUAAGAAAAAUAAAAACGACACUGGGGUGGAACCGAUCUCGGGAAGUCCGAGGCUUGAAAUAUGCACUUUAAACAGCUUAAGAAUAA